AAAAAAAUGAAAAAAAAAAGAUAAAAAGAUGAAAAAGAAAUAGAAUUAUCAAAUUGGGAUGGAAAGCGUAAGAAAAAAGAAUUUCUUAAUUGUAGGUUAUGAAAAGAAUUUCCCUCUCAACUAUGAAAAGGAAAAAAGAAGAUGUUGUUAGGGUCUUGGUUCCCGCCAAAAAAACCCGGUGAAAAUAAAAGAAAAAGGAGAAAUGGGGACUCUUUUAACUUUAACCCUAACCAUCAUCAAUUCUUGAUUAUUAAAGCUAUCUAAAGUUGCAACUGUUCUGUAAAUUGCUAAUUCACUAAGAACGAGCAACCGUUGCAAGCCCUUAAAUUUAUCAUUAGCAAGGAAUUCUCAGUAUGAGCAGCAUCCAAGCAUGAAAGAUAAGUUGGUCUUAUUUACUUGAUGACAAGUUCAACAUGAAAGAUAACUAUGCACUUUAUUAAACUGUUCCCUUUCCUGCAUUUCUCCUUGCACACGUAGUGCAGAAUGGUGUAUAGCUUUGUAGAAGAGAUGCUUUAUGGGCCUGAAGGAAGUUUGACUAUGUUGAAUGGAAGUUUGAACUAUCAGUUCAAUCAUGUGCCUUCUCUUUUCUAUACCUGUUCAGUGAAACUCUGCAAAAUUAUGAUGCAUAACUUAAAGACUUCUCCACAUGGGCAUAUUUCUGGGACUCCAAGAAUUCCUUUGCCGAAAGAACCUUGUGAAGGAGAUGAAAUGGACAUUAAGUUUCAAAUCCACAGUUUGGAAACAGAGGCAUACUAUUCUGUUUUAAGGGCUUUCAUCGCUCAAUCUGAUCUUCUGUCCUGGGGUAAAGAGGGGCUUAUUACUGAGCUGCGGAAGGAACUCAAUGUCACAGAUAUCGAACACAGUCAGUUGCUUGCGAAAAUCAAUUCAGAUGAGUCAACAAAAAGGAUAAGGGAAUUGCGAAAUGGUGCACAUGAAUCUAUGUCAAUUAAAAUGAACGCUCCUGAUCUUGUUAAUAAUUCAGUGGACGAUGCUCUCCCAACAAAGAGGAGGCCUUCUCGUCCUCCUCUUUUAAAACCUCAGAAAUAUGUUCCUUAUGAUCAACCUUAUUCAGCAACUAUACCAUCUUUGCCACAAACACACUUCAGGGACAAUCGACAACAUGGUGAAACAACAGCAUUCUCCCCUACAGUGUCUUUGAAGAUAGUUAAUCAUAAUUUCCAAGGACCUCUGAGUAAUAAAGAUGGAGGACCGUCGCAGUCUCAUAUGAAAAAUAGUUUCCAAACAUCGGAUGUUGGUAAAUCCAAGAAGUCCUCUGAAUUCAUUAAGAUUCGUGCAACAGAUAUGGUUAUUCAGGAGGUCAAAAGGAUGACUUAUGGUAGAAAUAACCCUGACCCUGCUCAAGUUGAGAAGGCAAAGUUAAUUUUGAGAGAGCAUGAAAGAGAUAUCCUCGGGGCACUUGAUAAACUCGCGGAUUUGCCAGAUCAGGAUGAUUCUCCCAAUCUGGUAUCCUACGCUGACAAGGAGCUUCACAGAAACAGACGCAGAAUGUUGGCAAGCAGUGAGUACCAUGGACAAGUGGUGGAAGCUGGUGAGGAGACUCCUUGGACUGGGGCUGGUUUUAUAACCAUUUUUGAAGCCAUGUAGAUAUUGAGUAUUGACUCUACCAAAAUUGGAAACAUAUAGGCACAGAAAUGGUAGAUAUUGCUCUUUUUGUUGUAGACCGCCUUGUUCCCCCAUUAUAUAAUGCUUUGUUAAUAUUCUAGCUGCUCUUUUGGGGGCCUUGACUGAAAUGUUAAUUAAUCAAUUUAACGCUUGAGGACU
Ricinus communis (castor bean) is the source of this 1782-nucleotide messenger RNA. RefSeq names its product protein EMSY-LIKE 4. Gene Ontology annotation, biological process: defense response to fungus. The record is from RefSeq and is a predicted model, not a curated record. The transcript has 10 exons. Bases 484 to 1605 code for a protein of 373 amino acids. Lineage: Eukaryota; Viridiplantae; Streptophyta; Magnoliopsida; Malpighiales; Euphorbiaceae.